Molecule: messenger RNA, 2041 nt
Organism: Oncorhynchus nerka (sockeye salmon)
Lineage: Eukaryota; Metazoa; Chordata; Actinopteri; Salmoniformes; Salmonidae
Product: translation initiation factor eIF2B subunit delta-like
Exons: 13
Coding region: 45-1598 (517 amino acids)
Source: RefSeq, a predicted model, not a curated record
CACAUUUCCAUGCUUGUUAACUUCAGCAGGAAGUUAUCGUAAACAUGGCGGACUGUGGAGAAGCAGAUGGACCUGUGAAGAAAGAUGACAUCGUACGCGCUAAAAAUGAAGGGAAGGAGUUGACCAAAGAGGAGAAGCAACGGCUGAGGAAAGAGAAGAAACAACAGAAGAAACAGAAGGAGGAGAAGCGCCCGUCAGAAGGAGCGAAGGAAAAGAAGCCUGUCGCUACAUCACAACAGAAAGCUCCCACAGUGUUACCUGCCUCUGCACCAAUACCUGUGCCUGUCUCAGGAGCUCCCUCCCCAGCAGACAAGCCAGCCAAAAGCAGAGCUGAGCAGAAGGCAGAGAGGAGAGCAAGGCAGGAAGCUGAUAGAGCCUCUAAACAACAGAGUUGCUCCUCCAGCAGCAAGACCAAGGCCUCUCCAAGUGAACUAAACCCAGUGGUGAAGAGACUUCCUGAGCAUGUCCAAGUGGACGACCCGGCAGUGGUGAAGAGACUGGCCAAGAAGUUGGAAAGACAACAGAUCCCCCUACGAUCCGACUAUGGCUACAAAGUUAGCCUGUUCUCUCACCUGCCCCAGUACAGCCGCAAAGCCCCCCUCACCCAGCAACUCAGCAUUCCCUCUACUGUGAUCCACCCCUCCAUCGUGCGGUUGGGUCUGCAGUAUUCCCAGGGCAUCGUGGUGGGAUCCAACGCUCGCUCUGUAGCCCUGCUCCACGCCUUCAAACAGGUGAUCAGGGACUAUACUACCCCUCCUAAUGAGGAGCUGGCCAGAGACCUGGUCAACAAGCUCAAGCCCUAUAUCAGUUUUCUCAAUCAAUGUCGCCCCCUGUCGGCGAGCAUGGGCAACGCAAUCAAGUAUAUCAAGAAAGAAAUCUCCAAUAUUCCUAGUCGGUUCAAAGAAGAGGAAGCGAAGAACAAACUGCAGACGUGUAUAGACCAGUACAUAAACGAAAACGUAGUUCUGGCUGCCAAGGCCAUCUCUAAAUACGCCAUAGAGAAGAUCAGUGACGGAGACGUCAUUCUAGUUUAUGGAUGCUCGUCCCUGGUGAACCACAUCCUUUGCGAGGCAUAUAAUAAGAGCAGGAAGUUCCGUGUGAUCGUUGUGGACAGCCGGCCUCGUCUGGAGGGAAGGGAGGCUCUGAGACGUCUCGUACAGCGAGGCAUCAGCUGCACCUACGUCCUCAUCUCUGCCCUCUCGUACAUACUACCUGAGGUAUCGAAGGUGUUCCUGGGUGCCCAUGCUCUGCUAGCUAAUGGCUACGUGAUGUCUCGUGUGGGCACAUCUCAGAUAGCUCUGGUGGCCAGGACCUUCAACGUGCCGGUUCUGGUCUGCUGUGAGACAUACAAGUUCUGCGAGAGGGUGCAGACUGACUCCUUCGUCUCAAACGAGCUUGAUGACCCCGAUGACCUGAUGGUGACCCGGAAGGGGAAGACCCAGCUGGAGAACUGGCAUGAUGUCAGCUCCCUGGGGCUGUUGAAUCUGGUCUACGACGUAACGCCACCAGAUUUUGUUGACCUGGUCAUCACAGACCUGGGCAUGAUCCCCUGCACCUCUGUUCCUGUUGUACUCCGGGUCAAAAACUUGGAACAGUAGGGGAUGACGUGGGGGGGUCUGAUGUAGACUUGAUCUGACUGUGUUCUAGAACAAGUGCCGUCUCAAAUGGCCCCCUAUUCCCUAUAUAGUACACUACUUUUGACCAGGGCCCAUACGUCUCUGGUCAAAAGUAGUGCUUUAUAUAGUGCAUUACAAAAUGCCAACCUAUGUUCCAAUGUCCAGUCUAGCAUCCGUCUUACAAUGCUCAGACCGACCUGAUAAAUAGCUUCAUUCUUAGUAGCGUGCCAGUGUGUGUAUGUUGGAACGGGACUUUUAGAUACAAAGUCUCUCCCCAACUCAGUCUUCCUACAUGCUAGGCUACACGCCCACUAGCCCAAGUCGGACGACAGAAGUGCCAAACCGCGAGUCUACACUGCGCACACAUUCACACUUGUGCUUUUGGCAUUUAAAUAAAUGUACAUCUGAAAUGGCUUUUUAAACAA